AAAGCUAGUUACUGCAAGUGAUUUAAACUUCGACGCUCGCGCGGCAAGUACUUCUCAAAUCAACAUUAACACUCACAUUUCUUCGCCAGUAAGUAAGAAAGCAAAGCGUCAUAAAACGAAAACAGUAGCAAUGUCAGUGGAAAUCUCGUCUUCGGACGACCAUUCUACUGACAGUUCUGAUACCAGCAGCGACGACAGCGAAUCAUUCGACGAAGGAAAGCGAUCAAAAUCUCGGCGCACAAAAAAACAUCGCCGUAAAUAUAAAAGACAUGACCAUUGGGGCAAGAAAAAGCGUAGUUAUCGGUUGCAAAAAGUAAGUAACGAGUACACCGGUAAUGAGAAUUUUAAAAUAGACAAUAGUCAAGAAAAACAAACCGUGUCUAUAAAUCAAUCAACUAAUAACCGUAGAUUAUUGCCAUAUUCAAAUAUUUUGCAAGGGGCUAUACCUUCGGAUUUUGGAAUCUUUGAAAUUGGCGAGUCAAACUCCCACCAGCUUGAGUACGGUACAUCAACGAAGAAAGACAGGCAAUCCGAACAAAACUUUGUUACCGAUUAUAGCACUUCGACUUUAGACGAUUUAGCAAAUGCUGCAGAGCAAAUCGACAAUCGUACUUGUUUUACUAUAGAUUAAUUUCGCAUGUUUAAUAGCGUAAUUUGCUAUUUAGUACUAGUGUUGACAUUGUGUUACUAGUAUUGUGCUAUAUAGUAUAUACUAGAACUAUACUGAGUAUAUAUAGUAUUUAUUGACAUUGUUUUGCGUUUAGGC
Paramuricea clavata is the source of this 766-nucleotide messenger RNA. NCBI's taxonomy places the organism in Eukaryota, Metazoa, Cnidaria, Anthozoa, Malacalcyonacea, Plexauridae. The record is from the annotation of a GenBank genome assembly.